This is a messenger RNA of Melampsora larici-populina 98AG31, 1284 nucleotides long. RefSeq lists its product as uncharacterized. The record is from RefSeq and is a predicted model, not a curated record. Gene Ontology annotation, molecular function: 3-hydroxyisobutyryl-CoA hydrolase activity. The annotation marks the transcript as partial. The transcript has 7 exons. Gene Ontology annotation, biological process: L-valine catabolic process. NCBI's taxonomy places the organism in Eukaryota, Fungi, Basidiomycota, Pucciniomycetes, Pucciniales, Melampsoraceae. Gene Ontology annotation, cellular component: mitochondrion.
UCAUUUAUUCAGACACAUUCGGAAGGGACCAUGAGGGUCUUGAUCCUCAAUCGUCCAAAGGUCUUGAACGCACUCACUCCGCAGAUGCUCGUUUCUAUGACUUCUUGUCUCGUUGAUUGGGAGAAUAGUGAAGAGGUUGAUCUGGUGAUUUUGAAAUCAAGUAGCGGAGUAUUCUGUGCCGGAGGAGAUUUGAUUCCUUUGAUGCAGCCUGCCUCCUCCGACGUACCCGACACAACAUCAUUGACCGUCAAGAUUUUUCAACAGUCAUAUCGGUUGCAAAAUUUUCUUGCAAAGAUGUCUACACCGGUCGUCUGCUUCAUGGACGGCAUCACAUUCGGCGCAGGACUCGGAUUGGCACUUCACAUCCCCUUUCGCAUUGCUACGGAAAAUACUCGAAUAGCCUUUCCCGAGACCUCUAUAGGACUCUACCCGGAGGUGGGGGCUACGUUUUUCCUUCCUCGGAUGGAUGGCGAACUAGGAGCGUAUUUUGGCCUUACUGGCGUCGAAGUUCAUGGCUGGCAAGCUUAUCAAUCUGGCUUUGCGUCACACUAUAUCUCAUCAGCAUCUCUAGCCUCCCUUCAAGACCGUCUCUCGAUGACGGGAGAGGGUCGGAGCUUGGAUGCCAUUAAUCGUGUACUCACCAAUUUUUCAGUCGAUACGUUCAUAGAAGAUUCGUCCCGUAAAAUGCACGAUUGUGUUGGUUCAAAAAGACAAGCUAUCGAUCACUGCUUCAAGCAAGCCACGGUGGAGAUGAUAAUCGCUCAACUUCAAGAGGUCAUGGAUCAAAAUAUAUUCCGGGGUAAAGGGCUAGAACGCUGGGCAAAAGAAACCAAAGAGAGAAUUUUGGCACGUAGCCCAAGUAGCUCUAAGCUUACGCUGCUAGCCUUGCGAGAGGGAGGGAAUCUUGACAUUGAACAGUGUUUUGAGAUGGAAUUGAAACUAUCAGCUACGUGUUGUAUACAUACGGAUUUUUUCACGGGUGGAACACAUCUGAUAAAGAAGCAAAGGAACAGGCCAGCCUGGCGGCCCAGUACUCUAGAAGACGUAAGCCUCGAAUACAUCCGUCAAUAUUUCUUCUCUGCACAGGCUCCUCCUUCCACCUAUCUUCCUCCAUCUGGCUACAUUUCAACAUCCAUCAAGCCCUAUAAAUCAUAUCCACACGCACAUUAUUCCUUGCCAGGCAAAGAGGCAAUCAAAGGUUACGUCAACAUGAACCCAAAGAUGACAAGGACAGAGUUAAUUGAAUUGAUUGAACGUUGUAGAACUCUUUCAGUACACAGCUGA